This is a messenger RNA of Schistosoma spindalis, 677 nucleotides long. The record is from the annotation of a GenBank genome assembly. NCBI's taxonomy places the organism in Eukaryota, Metazoa, Platyhelminthes, Trematoda, Strigeidida, Schistosomatidae.
AUGACUUUUCGUUUCAAAUACACAGACUUAGACUUGUGUGAACGCCUGUUCUGUUGCUUCCGUAGUUCCGACGUCGGCGACAAUCCACAGAUCCGUUAUGAAUCCUACUCGGAACAUGGCGGUGGUGGGGGACCCGUAGAUUUAGAGACUCGUAGACGAUUACAAGUAGAAGCUAUUGAACGCCGAUUAGCUGAAAGUGAAUCACGUGGGAUUGGAGAUCUUGCAAAAGUUAGAAGAAAACAAGAACGUAUUGAAGAGUUAGAAAAGAAACAAUAUAGUGAUAAACCAUCAGAUAAUACAUUACGAUGGAAUGUCAGUUAGUUGGACUGUGUAAAAAUAUAUUAUUCACCUCGUUUCUCUCUAAAUUCUUUUUUGGUGGAUUCUACGCGCAUAUCAAAAGUAUUGUCAGAUUCUCUAGAAUAACGUACUGAAGGUUGUCUUGGCUUCUCAAACGUGUAACUCCGUAUACUUACAUAACUGGGUUUUACCUAUUAAUUUGAGAAUUCAAGUUGAUUUCGCCCAUUUUGAUUCAUUUGACGAACUAGUAUCGAAAAAGCCUUUACACAAAAAGUCUAUAUGAAACUUUAUUGAACUUAUAAGUAGGUACUAUGAUUUUCCAACUGUGUUGCUCUCUACCUUUGUUUUACGAUUUAAAAGUAUUUCGUAUUAAGAAUUAU